Molecule: messenger RNA, 915 nt
Organism: Aspergillus ibericus CBS 121593
Lineage: Eukaryota; Fungi; Ascomycota; Eurotiomycetes; Eurotiales; Aspergillaceae
Product: MBL fold metallo-hydrolase
Exons: 2
Coding region: 1-915 (304 amino acids)
Biological process (GO): hydrogen sulfide metabolic process; glutathione metabolic process
Molecular function (GO): sulfur dioxygenase activity
Source: RefSeq, a predicted model, not a curated record
AUGUGGCGUGUCGCCUCAACAACACCUGUUGAACCUACCAUCCAUGCCAUCUUUGAGACCAACACCGGAACAUGGCAAUAUCUAGUCUCUGAUCCCGCCACUUCCUCUGCGGUCAUCAUAGACCCGGUCCUGGAUUUCGACCGGACUACCCAGACCGUCAGCACUAGGAGUGCCGAAUCCUUGCUCAAAACGGUGGCCGAAUGCGGUUUGAAGAUUGAGAUGAUACUCGAGACACAUGUCCACGCUGAUCAUCUCACUGCGGCUACAUAUCUCCAACGUCAUCUCGCUCAGAGUCAAGGGCUUAACCCACCGAUCGGGAUUGGGAAGCGGAUCACGCAGGUUCAGAAUCUGUUUGGUCAGCGAUAUGGAGUUCCCUUGGCUGAAUAUAUGACUGUGUUCGAUAAGUUGUUUGAUGAUGAUGAAACGUUCAAGAUUGGCAAUCUGACUGCCACUGCUGUUCAUCUGCCGGGUCAUACUCCCGAUCAUCUUGGGUAUCGUAUUGGAGAAAAUAUAUUCUGCGGUGACUCAAUCUUCCACGCCGACAUCGGCACCGCACGCUGCGACUUCCCCGGUGGAAGCGCGCGCGACCUUUUCCGAUCUGGGAAAAAGCUCCUGUCUCUGCCAGGUCACUUCAAGGUCUGGACUGGGCAUGACUACCCUCCUCAAGAGCGGGAAACACCAAGACCUUGGAUGAGUGUACAGGAGCACAGGGAGCAGAACAAGCAUUUGAAGGAUGGUACGACAGAAGAGCAGUAUAUUGCUCUGCGGGAGGCGCGCGAUGCACAGAUGCAGGCGCCAAAGCUGCUCCAUCAGAGUCUGCAGAUUAAUAUUCGAGCGGGUCAGCUGCCGAAGCCAACGGAGGCAGGGCAUCGGAUGCUACAUCUGCCGAUGAAGUUUCAGGGUGGGGAAUGGUAG